AUGUCACUCGCACCAGAUGUAACAUCGGCAAGGACGGAAGACACAUUUGUCUUGCCGCAUCAGCCAGUGAUAUGCCCGGAAAGUAUCACGACGAAACUACGUGUCGUUUUUGAUGCGUCAGCGAAAACCUCUCUCGGAACAUCGUUGAAUGACAAGCUUUUAAUAGGACCGAAUCUUCAAAAGGAUUUGUUCGAAAUUAUUCUGCGGUUUGGAUCGCAUAAAGUCGUGCUAACAGCAGACAUAACAGCCAUGUUUCGACAGAUUCGCGUUCGAGAGGAAGAUCGCGGAUUACAAACAAUCUUGUGGAGAUCGGACGUAUCACAACCAAUUCAAACGUACCAGUUGAACACCGUAACGUACGGCACAGCUCCAGCACCCUUUCUAGCGAUGCGAUGCUUACGGCAGCUCGCAGCGGAGGACUCUAAAUAUCCUCAAGCAGCAAAAAUGAUCGAGGAAGACUUUUACAUGGAUGAUGUGUUGACCGACAGUCUGUUGAAACUCGACAAGGAAGGAGCUCUAAAAACUUUGGGCCUUCUGUGGGACGCGAAAACUGACAUCAUGCAAUAUAGCGUGACAAUUGAUGAAUCGACAAAAAUAUCAAAGAGACUCGUGCUGCCCAAGAUUGCUCAAAUAUUUGACCCUUUGGGUUUAUUGGGUUCUACACUAAUUAACGCAAAGUGUAUAAUGCAGCAGAUCUGGCAAUUGCAAACCGGUUGGGAUGAGAAUUUACCGCCGCAGCUUCAAAACACCUGGGAUGAAUACUACAACUCGUUACCUAAAAUAAACGAGAUACGCAUACCGAGAAAUAUAAAUCCGGGAAACGACAGCGGAAAAUUCGAUCUGAUUGGAUUCGGAGACGCUUCCGAAAAGGCGUAUGGAGCUUGCCUCUAUGCAGUGUCAAGGAAUUCAAAGGGUGAAACGAAUUCACAUUUGAUAUGCUCGAAAGGUAGAGUAGCCCCGUUGAAAACAAUUUCGCUACCGAAACUCGAACUCAACGCAGCGCUCGUACUUGCAAAACUGUGUCAUGCAGCGACGCAAGCAUUCUCACAAAAAAUACAAGGCAUUUAUCUGUGGAGCGACUCGACGGUCACACUAACUUGGAUAGCUUCAUCACCGAAUCUUCGGAAAAUAUACGUGGCUAACAGAGUGACAAAAAUUCAAAAUUUAACACGCAAUGCGGUAUGGCUUCAUGUCCCGUCGGAGCAUAAUCCCGCAGACUUAAUAUCGAGAGGCAUGACGUUCGAAGAUUGGGAGACGAGAGACUUGUGGUGGCACGGGCCUCCUUGGCUAAAAACCGGAGAGUGGCCCGAACAAAAAACCAUCAACAUCGAUACAUCCGAGAUGAAACCAUCGGUUGUACUCAUCUCAUCAAAAAGCACGAGUGACGUGCUGAGGAAAUUUUCAACAUACGGAAAGCUUGAGAGAGUGUUAGCUUACUGCAUUAGAUUCAGAUUCAACGCCUUGGGCCCAAAACAGAGUGGAUCUUUGACAGUGGAGGAGCUCGAGGGCGCCGAAAAGGCGAUAGUGAAAAUGACUCAGAGAGAAUCAUUCUUUCCAGAAUACAAUGCAUUGAAGCAGGGUGAGCAAGUCCCAAAGGGCAGUAAACUUGCCGUUCUCAGCCCUUUCUUAGACAAGAGGGAAUUAUUCGAGUGGGAGGCAGACUGUCAGGCGCUAACAUUCCCGAAACACAAAAAUAUCCGAUUAUUUUACCAGAUCGUCAUCACAUACUGGGCUCUAUCUGGACGGCGAGAAGCUCGAAAAGUCACAAGCAAUUGUAUCCAGUGUUAUCGAAGUAGACCGAAGGUACCGGAUGUUAUGAUGGGCGAUCUGCCGACUGAACGUGUUCGAGGUUCUCUGAAGCCAUUCACUAAUGCAGGCGUGGAUUACGCGGGACCGUUGCAAGUUCGAGAAAGUCGGAGACGAGGUAGAGUCCCUACAACGAAAGCUUGGAUCGUGGUUUUCACAUGUCUCGCAACAAGGACUGUGCACUUAGAACUCGUGACGGAGAUGACAACAGAAGCAUUCCUAUCAACACUACGUAGAUUCGUGGUCCGAAGAGAAAUUUGUUCGACUAUGAUAUCCGAUAAUGGAACAAACUUCGUGGGAGCAGCAAGGGAGUUGAAAGAAUUAUACGCAUUCUUGGAGAGCGAAAAGCAAACUAUAUCGGAUCACCUAGCUCAGCAACGUCUAGUCUUUACGUUUGAGGAGUAUUACACACUUCUUGUUGAACUCGAAUCAAUCCUCAAUUCCCGUCCACUCACACCUCUUUCGAGCAAUCCUAACGACACAACAGCAUUGAGCCCUUCCCAUUUCCUAGUAGGGAACUCACUCUUGUUACCAACAGAACACAACUACUUGAAAGUUCCCGAUAAUCGAUUGUCUCGUUGGCAACACUUGCAAAAAGUGAGGCAGCACUUUUGGAACCGAUGGUACCAGGAGUAUCUUUCGGAAUUGCAAAAACGCCAGAAAUGGCAUUUCAACCACAGCAACGUAAAUGUGGGAACUCUGGUUCUGCUCAAAGAAGAGAACCUUCCACCACUCCAAUGGCUUCUUGGUCGAGUCGUUGAAGUACAUGUGGGAGCAGACAACAUCGUCCGAGUAGCUACGGUUCGAACGUCAACCGGUCUGUUCAAGAGAGCAGUAAAAAAGCUCUGCCCCUUGCCAGUGGAAGAAGAGGACAAAUUCUAA
Molecule: messenger RNA, 2688 nt
Organism: Neodiprion fabricii
Lineage: Eukaryota; Metazoa; Arthropoda; Insecta; Hymenoptera; Diprionidae
Exons: 4
Coding region: 1-2688 (895 amino acids)
Molecular function (GO): nucleic acid binding
Source: RefSeq, a predicted model, not a curated record